GUAAUAUAAAACACUUAUCUCUUCCAACGGUCACCUCUCCCAUAGAGCUCUUCUCUUCACUUCAUCAAGAAAUCAAGAGUAAGAACUCAAGAUUUCUCAUGGAUCACCCAAAGAAAACUCCAAUCUCCACUUCAAAAUCGCAUCUUGGUUCUCAAAGAAUAAUGGGAUUUGGCGAAAAAUUCAACGAGACCGACGAGAACAAAGGACAUCCCCAAACUCCAAUCAAAUCAAUCUCUGGAUUCUCAAAGAAGAAGGUUCUGGGUGAGAGAAACCCAAAUACCCAAUUUGAAAAAACCCCAAAAGAGAAACCUGCUCCUUAUGAUCCUGUUAAAAACUAUACAUCCCCGAGACCCGCAUUUCUCCGAUACAACCCGGAUCGUCGUAGAGAGAUACUGUGUCGAAUGAGGGAUGAAGAAGGAUCGUUGAAUGGUUCAGAAGCUUCACAGAACGAAGAAAAGUCUAUAGAAGAGGAUUUGGUUUCGGUUUCUUCUACUUCUCCGAAACCGAGUUCUCGGUGUAUGGAAGAAGAUGAAGAAGCCGACGAGGAAGAGGUAGAAGAGAGGAGGCCUUGGUGCUUUGGAAUGGUAUGGAAAUUCCUCACCCUAUUUGGCCUUUUCUUGUUUUCUCCCCGUUACCUGUCUCCAAUGAAUUCUUCUACUUCUAGUCCUUUUCAAGAAAACAUUCCGAGUUUUGGGAAUUCGAUGUAUCGAGAUUUGUUGAAAACCCACCUGGGGUUUUGCAAUGUGUGCUUGGAUGUUGGAGAGGAGAUGUGUGGAAUUGAAGGUUCUAGUGAUUAUUUGCCUGUUUUGGAUGAUUCUGUAAUGGGCAAUCUUGGUGAUUCAGUAAAGGUUAAUGGAGUGUUGGAUUUAGAGGAGAAGGAAUUUAUUAGUGAGACUGAGUUUUUAGAAGAAAGAGAAGAGCCAGUAAAUUCCUAUGAAUCUCUUGAGCAGAAAAAGAUUAACCAAAGGAAAGAAAUUGGAGAAGAGGAGAUUUUUGAAGAAGAAACAAUUGAAAAUUUGAGUGCUAGUCCAAUUACCAGUGAAUCUGUUGAAGAUCCAGAUGACCAAUUUCUUUCAGAAGAAUUGGUAGGGGUUGAUUCCAAGGAGGGAGCUAAAGAAGAGGAAAGCAUGGAAUCGAUAGAGACUGAUUUCAAAGAGGAAGAACCUGAACUCCAGUCUAUUAGUGAGGGUUUCCUAAAAUGGAAGCAAGAUUUUGAUUUUGCCUCUAAAGAUUUUCAGCUUCUGCUCCUUUUUCUGAGUUUGUUGGCUGCAGUAAUUGGUUUAGUAAUUGUUCUCUUCAAGUACUUUACGAAAUCUCAUCAGAAAUCAACCAGGACCUCUUCACCUUCACCUGUGUCUCAACAUAACGACAAGACAGUAGAUGAACAUGAGGAAUCAUUACUUGUCUCACCUCUUCCAUCAUUUUCAAUGAUCGAAGAAUUGAAAGAUGAGAAAAGAGAUUCAAAUGUUGAAUUUGUUUCACCGAAAUACUCAGCUGAUGAGCUUACGGGGUUCUACGAAACUAGACCACCAACAGUGGAAUUGCUCGGAGAGUUCUCAAUUGUUGAUGCUCUUGCUUCUAAAGCUGCUUCAGGUCAAAAUUUGAAGAGCAUGAGAUUUGAGGAGUAUGAAAUUUCGAAAUCUAAAAGGAGAAGUGUAUCUAACAAUGCUCAGGUUUCUGAGAUGAGAAUCAAGUCAUCAACUUCAUCAAUUAAGGUUCAGCCUUACACUCAACACCCAACGAUAGAGAAGAAAGAGGAUAUCAUCGACAAAAGUGAGGCGAAGAAAGUGAUAGUUACUCCGAAGAAGGUGAUUGCUACUCCUCUGAGGCGUUCAAGCCGUUUACAAAACCGAGUGACUUCUCCUACUCCUUAAUCAUGAUAACUUUUCAGAGGAUGCUCAAGCUGACAAAAAUCAAGUGAUUUCUUCUACACAAUUGUGGGGUGACUACUUCCUUGAUCAAAAGAUGCAGUUGCUUCAUGAAUUGUUCAGAAACAGCUUCCUGUUGUUUCGUCUUAUCAAUCCUCUCUUCUCUCUUUCUUUUGUAUCGUGUAUGGCAGUAUCCCAAGCUGAACAUUGUACUUUCACUUGUUGAGAUGAUGCCUGAAGUGUAAUUGGUUUUUACUCUUCUUGUUCCCUAUUCUGGGUCAAAUUUGUUUCAAUCUUAUGAAACCAACAAAUCUCGUGACAA
Molecule: messenger RNA, 2190 nt
Organism: Asparagus officinalis (garden asparagus)
Lineage: Eukaryota; Viridiplantae; Streptophyta; Magnoliopsida; Asparagales; Asparagaceae
Exons: 3
Coding region: 99-1874 (591 amino acids)
Source: RefSeq, a predicted model, not a curated record